Messenger RNA from Clunio marinus, 327 nucleotides. The record is from the annotation of a GenBank genome assembly. NCBI's taxonomy places the organism in Eukaryota, Metazoa, Arthropoda, Insecta, Diptera, Chironomidae.
AUGACAAGAAGAAAAGUCAAACAAGAUACUUUUGUCAUUAAUGACAAGACAUUGUUUUCGUCCUCUUUGCCUAAUUACAUGGGAAAUUUUCAAUUACAAAGCUUCGUUACACUUCUGGUUAGAUCGCUAAGUGCAUUUUCAGCAUUUCUUGUACUUACUUCGAUGCUUUUUUUUCAAUACUUCGGUAAAGCGACAAGUGUGCUCAAGUUGGAAACAUUUUCUUUGCCGUCUUCUAUUGAAGAAUUAUGUGGGCAUGCUAACAUCGCUGUAAAAGAUAGUUUGCUUGCAACGAGAGGAAAAGAAGUGGAAAAAAACUUUUCAAAUUAA